Aspergillus piperis CBS 112811 is the source of this 2424-nucleotide messenger RNA. RefSeq lists its product as uncharacterized. The transcript has 4 exons. The coding region runs from base 36 to 2321 and encodes 761 amino acids. The record is from RefSeq and is a predicted model, not a curated record. NCBI's taxonomy places the organism in Eukaryota, Fungi, Ascomycota, Eurotiomycetes, Eurotiales, Aspergillaceae.
CGUCAAAGGGGUGGGAAGGGGUUACUGCAGCUUCAAUGCGCGAAAGCAGCGGCAGUUUUUCUGUGGACGUUGCACGGAAUGAUGGAUUCGGUUCGGAUUGCGGUAGCUUUGAUCCUGCAACACUCGAGUAUUGUCGAAUGCUGGAAGAGUAUUUAACCUCUUGUGUCAGUACUGAAGAGCCAAAUAUCGCAGCAAAUUCUAUGACGGAAUCUGAGGCCGCUUCGAUCAACUACACCGCUAGUCGAGUUGACUACUGGAUUUCCGCCUGUCGAAAGACAUACGCAAAUAGUCAUAGUGACACGGAUUGGAAUCCGCGGGCAUGGCCUGGACGUGAGUCGGCAGCUCAAACCUGGACAACGAUGGCUGAUCUUUUGCUGCGCUUUGAUAGCAAGAGAAUGACCCCGGAUUGCAGGACUAUUUUGGUGCAAGGGGCUUACAGCUGCGUCAGUUCACCAGAAGUGCACCACUUACUCCUGGAUGCACUUGGUCCGAAAUUUGGCUCACGGCUUUGGGUGUGUUUGAGAUUCGUUGCCAGGCCCUUGACGGACUGUCAGCGUUUGCGGGAAAUUACUCUUUGGGAGUCAGAUCUCCGACAUGCUCAAAUUUCUCUACUGCCUUCCGCGCCGAAGACGACACUGCAAAAGGAACACAUGGUUGAUAUUGCCACAGCUUGGGAGCUACUAGGUCUUGGGAUUGCAAGCGAACCAGUCAUCGAGUUGCUUGAUCCCUAUAGACAUAUGUUCAAACAGGCCUGUGCCAAGUCUCUCUCAUUGCAUGCUGAAAUGCAGCUCAUAUGUUAUCAAGAAGAGUGCCGUGGACCACGAAGAAUGUUGCAAUACUUUGGGUGUAGCAAGAAGUCAUGUCUUCUAUGUGAAACGUUCCUGGCUGCGAUGCACAAUCCGAUUGAGACCCGGGGUAGGCAUGGCGUGUGUUAUCCUUCCUGGGGAGUUCCGUGCUUAGACUCGGAUGCUAUAUACCUCGCUGCCACCGAAUUAGGGAACAACCUUGUGAACCGCAUCAGAGGUUCAUUCAACAGAAUAAUCCGACCGGGGGCGACAGCGGCCUUACCAAACGUCAUGCAAUCGGACUUUGUGUCGGAAUUCUCGAAACUUACGCUGGAAGAGUGGCGACAGAGACAGAAAAUUGUAGACAUAGCUAGGGCGGAACAAAACACAAACUGGACAAACCUGCAACUUAUCACCCAUUAUUGUUCAAAGGAUUGCCAGAAAAGCGAUUUUUCUUCCCACAAGUUGCUCUGCAAGAAGUUUGCUACCCUACCUGACCGUCCAUCACCAGAGCACAAGCGAGCCAUUUUCUUCCAAGUGCAUCACACAGAGCCUAUUCUGAUUUGGAUCCGUACGGAGCGUCAGUAUGUAGAAGAUUUAAGGGUGUGGUGCACAGAAGCGUUCGUACGUUCAUACCUUGGUCCUGAUUCACCGAGUAUAGGAAGAAUGCAUGUGGAACACAACGACGUACGAGGACGAAAUUUAGGGUCCGGUCUGUCUGGAUCAGCCCUGCGCAAUGAAGGAUACUGUGUUACCCUGCUGCAUCGCGAUAGAUAUCUAGGCGAUGGUUCGCCCCCAAAUAAAAGCAUACUGGCUUCGGUAAGAGCCUCCGGCGCCCCACGCCCUCCCUAUGCGUACAAUGGCCCGAUGGUUGCAAUGAGGGAGGUCCACCCAGAAGAUUAUGCCGAUAUACAGCUUUCCGACUUUCGGCAUCUGAUGGACUACCUUAUAACGUAUGCAAGCACGGAUGUCAGGGAAUCCGUUCCGGAUCUGCAGUAUCGGGCUCCCACGGUUGUUCGGGGCGUGAAGAUUUGCUGCGAUGGGGAGAUAAAACUUCAUGCAUCGGAGCCGUUCGUUUCAAUUGACGGCAAAUCUAAUUCGCCGAUUUCCGCUCUUCUUGGCAUACCGCUCAUUUUCUGGAAAGACCCAAGUGCUGAAUUCCACGUUAACCCGCCCGGCUGGGAUGCAACACAGUGGGCAAGCAGCAAUCAGAAUGUGGCAUUCAUGAUGAUGAGAACCAACCCUUCUGAUCCUUUAUGGGGAUGGGCUCCUCUGUACUGGAACCACGAUAUUGGAAAUGUGUGGGUUGUCCGUGAAGACGGGCAGGAUCUGGAUGUGCGUGAAGUAGCGAUGAUGUGUCACUUCGCCAGGUUCAAGCUCCAACGAAUGUUUGAGGAUACGAUAGAAUCGAAAGACACCACGCUUCAAGAUAGGAAGCGCGUUUUGAAAUAUAUUACGCGCGAAAACAUGCGAGCGUUUUGGGAGGAGACUGGUGGUGAUGAAGCGGUCCGUAGCCAUGAUGAUCUGAGCAAUUGACCUGUCACUGCUUGGAUCUCGGUUCUUACAGGGUUUUGAGUGGAUCAAGUUCCCAGAAUUAAGCAUCUUAUAUCGAAUGGGUCUUGGUCAGCUAGUCCUUCUC